Tinamus guttatus (white-throated tinamou) is the source of this 761-nucleotide messenger RNA. It is a transcript of the gene CD9, whose product is annotated as CD9 molecule. The record is from RefSeq and is a predicted model, not a curated record. Gene Ontology annotation, cellular component: plasma membrane. NCBI's taxonomy places the organism in Eukaryota, Metazoa, Chordata, Aves, Tinamiformes, Tinamidae.
GUAGCUGCGUUGCACUUCGUGCUCACGUCGGAGUCCCGCUGCUGCAAACUGCUCCCCUCCUCCCCCGGCGGCCAGCAGGAUGCCUGUGAAAGGAGGCACCAAAUGCAUCAAGUACCUGCUCUUCGGCUUUAACUUUAUUUUCUGGCUUGCAGGAACAGCAGUUCUUGCAAUUGGACUAUGGCUUCGGUUCGAUUCCCAGACCAAAAGCAUCUUUGAUUUGGAGUCCAACAACACAACAUUCUACACAGGGGUUUACAUUCUAAUUGGAGCUGGUGCACUAAUGAUGUUAGUUGGUUUCUUGGGGUGCUGCGGUGCACUGCAGGAAUCACAAUGUAUGCUUGGCCUGUUCUUUGUCUUCCUCUUCGUGAUUUUUGCCCUUGAAAUUGCUGCUGCAAUCUGGGGAUUUGCAAACAAGGAAAAGGUGAUUGAAGAGCUAAAAGAAUUCUACAUGGAAACCUAUGAAAAAAGGUCUCAAGUAACUGCCAGGGAAACACUGAAAGCAUUUCAGUUAGCUCUGAACUGUUGUGGUAUUACAGGAGGUCUUGAGCAGCAGUUCAUGGACACCUGUCCUAAGAAGAGCUUUCUUGAGUCAUUUGCUGUAAAGUCAUGCCCUGAUGCCAUUGAUGAUGUCUUUAACUCCAAAUUGAACGUGAUUGGAGCAGUUGGCCUUGGCAUUGCUAUAAUAAUGAUAUUCGGCAUGAUAUUCAGCAUGGUUCUUUGCUGUGCUAUCCGCAAAAACAGAGAAAUGGUGUAAAGAGGAA